Pestalotiopsis fici W106-1 is the source of this 1884-nucleotide messenger RNA. RefSeq lists its product as uncharacterized. Bases 1 to 1884 code for a protein of 627 amino acids. Lineage: Eukaryota; Fungi; Ascomycota; Sordariomycetes; Amphisphaeriales; Sporocadaceae. The transcript has 4 exons. The record is from RefSeq and is a predicted model, not a curated record. Gene Ontology annotation, molecular function: oxidoreductase activity; FMN binding.
AUGGCACCUAGCGUAAUUGUCGUCGGUGGCGGAUUGUCCGGCUUGAGUGCCGCGCACACAAUCUACCUCGCUGGUGGUAAUGUCGUUGUCCUCGACAAGCAAGGCUUCUUUGGUGGAAACUCCACCAAGGCCACUUCCGGCAUCAACGGUGCCUUGACCCGCACACAGGUCGACCACAAGAUCCAAGACAGUGUAAAACAGUUCUACGAUGACACAUUGAAGUCUGCCCGUGACAAGGCCAGGCCCGAUCUCAUCAAAGUUCUCACAUACAAGUCUGCCGCCGCAGUUGAGUGGCUGCAAGAUGUCUUCAACCUAGAUUUGACCCUGGUUUCCCGCCUUGGUGGUCACUCCCAGCCGAGAACACACAGAGGUCACGAUGCAAAGUUCCCCGGUAUGGCCAUCACAUAUGCUCUCAUGCAAAGGCUAGAGGACCUCGCCGAGACCGAGCCGGAGCGAGUUCAGAUCAUCAAGAAGGCCCGCGUCACUGGCCUGAACAAGGAGGGUAACAAGGUCACUGGUGUCACAUAUGAGUACAAUGGCGAGAGCCAGACCGUCGAGGGCCCCGUCGUGCUGGCCACUGGUGGCUAUGCCGCUGACUUUGGCGAUGGCUCCCUGCUGAAGGAGCACAGACCCGACACUUUUGGUCUUGCUACCACCAACGGCUCGCACGCCACUGGUGAUGGUCAGAAGAUGGUUAUGGCCAUUGGCGGCAAUGGCAUUGACAUGGACAAGGUUCAGGUUCACCCUACCGGUCUUGUCGACCCCAAGGAUCCCGGCUCCAAGUGGAAGUUCUUGGCUGCCGAGGCUCUCCGUGGUGAGGGUGGUCUUCUUCUCAACGCUGACGGUGACCGAUUCUGCGACGAGCUCGGCCACAGAGAUUACGUCUCUGGCAUGAUGUGGAAGGAGAAGGACAAGGGCAAGUUCCCCAUUCGUCUCAUCCUCAACUCCAAGGCAUCCAACACUUUGGACUUCCACACUCGCCACUACUCUGGCCGUGGUCUCAUGAAGAAGAUGACUGGCCAGGAGCUCGCCAAGGAGAUUGGCUGCAAGCCCGAGCACCUCCAGAAGACUUUCCAGACCUACAAUGCCAUUGCCGAUGGCAAGCAGAAGGACCCAUGGGGCAAGAAGUUCUUCCACAACUUGCCCGUUGACAUUAACGAUGACUUCCACGUCGCCGUGAUGGAGCCCGUCCUCCACUUUACCAUGGGUGGUAUUGAGAUCAACGACAAGGCUCAAGUUCUCAACAAGGAGCAGAAGCCAUUUGAGGGUCUGUUUGCCUGCGGUGAGCUGGCUGGUGGUGUCCACGGUGCCAACCGUCUCGGUGGCUCGUCGCUGCUGGGCUGCGUUGUCUAUGGUCGUGUGGCUGGUGACACGGCAAGCAACUACCUGUUCCAGCAGGCCUUGUCGGGCUCUGUUGGCGGCGCUGCUGCUCGUCUGGGCCAGAUCUCACUCCACAUUGACCCUUCGCAGCCAGGCAAGGUUUCAGUUGAAUGGGGUGGUGCUGCAUCGGGUACCUCGGCGACCGUCGGCACAACCAGCGCCGCUGGCCCUACGCCCAAGGCUGAUGCUGGCAAGUCGUCUGCGAACGCCUCAAAGCCGCAGAGCCCCAAGAAGUUUGAAGUCCCCGAGAAGGAGUUCACCAUGGAGGAGGUCGCCAAGCACAACAAGAAAGAGGACUUAUGGGUUGUCGUCAAGGGUGUGGUCAUGGACCUGUCCAACUGGCUCGAGGAGCACCCUGGUGGUCCCCAGGCAAUCAUGAACUUCAUGGGUCGUGAUGCCACCGAGGAGUUUGAGAUGCUGCACGAUGACGAAGUCAUUCCCAAGUACGCCCCUCAACAGGUGAUAGGACGGGUGAAGGGCCAGGAGGUCACCCUGGAGAUCUAA